ACGGGGACAGAGGAGAGAGAAACCCCAGGUCUCGCCGCCUCGCCUUCAUCCGCUUUCGCCUCGCCGCCUCCGCGCCGCCCUCCGUUUCGAGGAGGAGGAGGAGGAGGAGGAGGAGGAGGAGGGGGAGCUCUAGGGCUCGCGCCGCAGCGUCGGCGGCGGCGCCGGGUGCCUGGGCGAAGGCCUCGAGAUCUCGCGGCGGCGCCGCCGGCUUUGUGUGGUGGUUGUGGUGGGUGCGGCGCCGUCUGCUCGGUGAGUUGGCUCGAUCUCUCGACGCGGCGCUUCCAAUUGAGCUGCUUCGCCCCCCGAAUUGAGGGUUUUGGAGGUCCGCCUCCUGCUCCUGGCGGCCUUGCAAUAAACUAACCUCUCGGUUUGGGGGGUUAGGGUUAGGUUUUGGCUGAAUUGUGGUGGAUUUUGGUGGCCCAGGCGGCGCAUUGCUCUCGCAAGCAGACUGGUCUGCGUGUUCCGCCACACAAUGAUGGGGAAGACGCAGAAGUUCUCCAAGGGGCACCCGCUCGGUUUUGUGCCGGACUACAGAUAUGGGGUGGAAACUGUGGGGGUGUCAAAGGGGCUUGGGAAUCCUGUGAGAAGUGAAGCCAAGAGAAAAUGCCUCAACCUGAAUACGGACGAGGGGGCUGAUGCUCCUGGAUUUAAUGUGCCGCGGGUGGUCUUUGAGUUGCCGAGGAUGUCGGCCUCAGAUAGGAAUGAGCUGGAGAUGAGGCUCCGCGACGAGCUCGAGCAGGUGAGGGCCCUCCAGAGUAGGCUGUUUUCAAGAGGGGCUACGACGAGCAUGAAUGGUGGAGCUGCGUCAGCUCCAAGAGGUGAUUUCAACGGCAAUAAAAAGGAUGGGAAGCUCAGGCGGAGCAAUUCAGUGCAGUCUGGUAGAGGAUUACCGCCGUCAAUUGCCCAACCUGUAGUGAGCUCCAUUAACUACACAGCAUGGUUUAAAAAAUGCCAGGAGCUUCUGAAGAACCUUAUGAAGCAUCGCUCUGCAAGCCCGUUUGUUACCCCAGUUGAUCCUGUGAAGUUGUGUAUCCCUGAUUAUUUUGAUAUAGUCAAGCACCCGAUGGAUUUGGGCACUAUACAGAAAAAGCUGAAUGCAGGUGUGUACCCUACACCUUGGGAGUUUGCCGCAGACGUGAGGCUUACUUUUAGCAAUGCUAUACUUUAUAACCCAGUCGGUAAUGCAGUUAACAUAAUGGCCCAGACUAUGAGCAGUGUUUUUGAACCUAGAUGGAAGCCUAUUGAAAAGAAGCUUCCUCGACCAGAUGAGGAACCCUCUGCAAUUGAGCGUCCAAAAAAUGACGCAGUUGAGAAAAAUAUCAUUGAGAACAAAGAGCCUACUGAUAGAAGGCCUUCAAAUAAAGGCACAUAUAAGAAAAACACCUUUCAAAAAGAGGAGGUGGUUGCCAAGCCAGUUUUGCAUCCGAAGAAGAGGAAAGCCUCUCCUUUGGUUCAGGAUCCUCCAGUGGCAUCAGUCGUACAGAUGGCUCAGGUGGCUGAGGAGGUUCCAGUGGUAGAAACUGCUGUGGGGAUGAUGACAGAUGAACAAAAGGUUGCUCUAAGCGUAAGACUACAAUCAUAUGGUGGAUUCAUUCCAGAACAUGUAGUUGAGUUCAUAAAGAGGCAUGUUAAUGAUGAUAAUGAUGCUGAUGAAGAUGAGUUGACUAUUGACAUGAACGCUCUCAGCGAUGAUACCCUGUUUGAAUUAGAGAAACUUCUUGAUGACUAUGAUAGAGUAAAUCAGUCUGGAAACCCUACAAAAGAUGAGCCUCAUGAGGUUGAGUUCCAAAGUGAAUAUGGACUUGCCAACUCAUCAAUGCAUCAUGAAGGGCAUGAGCUUGUAGAGGAAGACAUUGAUAUUGGUGGGAAUGAUCUUCCACCUUUAACAUAUCCCCCUGUGGUAUUUGAAAGUGAAAUGGCAGACAGAAGCAGCAAGCAUAGUUCUUCUAGCAGUUCUAGUAGCGAGUCAGGAUCAUCCUCCAGUGAUUCACAGGAUACAUUACAAGAACAAUGUGCUGAACGCGUACCUAUUUCUGCUGAUGAUGAGGAGGAGAAUGUGUCUGAUAAAAAAUACCGAGCUGCCCUUUUGAAAAGCCGUUUCGCUGAUACAAUUCUCAAAGCUCGUGAGAAGGCUCUUGAUCAGGUGAAGGAUCCUGAGAAAGUUCGGCGCGAGAGGGAGGAGCUUGAAAGGUUACAAAGGGAAGAGAGAGCUCGGUUACAAGCUGAGGCUAAAGCUGCCGAGGAAGCUCGCAAGAGGGCUGAAGCAGCAGCUGUUGCUGAGGCUGCUGCAGAAGCUAAACGGCAAAGAGAACGUGAAAGAGAAGCAGCUCGUAAAGCCUUGCAGCAGAUGGAGAAAACCGUAGAAAUCAAUGAAGGGAACCUCUUCCUGAAAGAUUUUGAAAUGCUUGGAACCGUCACAGGUGAACAGAAUCUCAACUUGGUCGGUGAAAUGAGUCCAAGCCAUACGCCUGAGCCCCUUGGAUUUCAACUUGGGGGCAACCCCCUAGAACAGCUUGGAUUGUAUAUGAAAAAUGACGACGAAGAAGAUGAGGAAGUCGAGUCCGCAGAUGAACCAACAGUUGAUGUUGAGGAGGGCGAAAUAGACUGACAGCUCAUGGUGCAUUUUCAAUGAGUGGAGCCUGUGGCGUGACUGGACCAGAUAACUGUUUUUUUGAUGUUUUUGAUAUGUGAUGAAGUGCAUAUCGACCCUGACGGUUCAUUCCUCUACAGCAUUUAUGAGCUGCACAAGUUUUGGAGCAAAUUGAGGUUGAUGAAAUGUAGUAGCAGGCAUUGGAACCAGUCUUGAUGCAUGCGGGGUCCCAUGGAGUCUGCCUAUCUUGGGAUGGGUUCAUUGUUAGCCAUGAUGAAGUAAUGGACGCCCCUGUGCUUCUUUGGAUGGAUAUCUGGAAGAUGAUACUGAGGGAAAGGGGGUGUUAGGUGGGGUGGGGGUGGGGUGGGGUGGGUUGUCCCUGGCUCUUAGAACAACUAAUGUGAGCCGUUUUGGGGGUAGUUUCGCUGACAUUUCAUGUUGUGAAUGUAAUCCUGGAAACUGUACAAAGAGGUUGCCUGAUAGAUGGAAAACCCUUUUUUUCUUCUGCAGUUGCAUCUCUCAUCAUUACUUUAUAUCUCUUUCCUGAAUAUUGUUUGGGAUAUCCUGAGCUUACCUCGGAUUAGGAUAUAGAGGAGGUAAAUUAUUUUUUGUAGCAUGCGAUAAGCUAUAAGUGGCUGCUGAGAGACUUGCGGUGUCAAA
Hordeum vulgare subsp. vulgare (domesticated barley) is the source of this 3250-nucleotide messenger RNA. Its product is annotated as transcription factor GTE8-like. The transcript is spliced from 8 exons. The record is from RefSeq and is a predicted model, not a curated record. NCBI's taxonomy places the organism in Eukaryota, Viridiplantae, Streptophyta, Magnoliopsida, Poales, Poaceae. Gene Ontology annotation, molecular function: protein binding. The coding region runs from base 473 to 2608 and encodes 711 amino acids.